AUGAAAUUUCAAGAUAUCCGGGAAUUCAUCACUUUCCUGGAGCAAAAGGGCGAACUCCAUCGUAUUUCGACCCCUGUCGACACGCGGCUGGAAAUUACGGAGAUCGCAGACCGCAUGAUUAAGUCCGGGGGGCCGGCGCUGCUCUUCGAGAGCCCCUUGGGAUACGACAUUCCCGUCCUCAUCAACGCAUUUGGCAAGGACAACCGCAUUUGCUGGGCCCUCGGACUUUGUGACGAACUGGACCAGGUGGCGGAGAAGGUGCAGGGCAUAUUGGACAUGGUUCAGGGGCCUCCCGAGGGCAUCGUCAACAAGCUUCGCACUCUCGGUCAGCUAGCCAACCUUGCGUCCUAUCGGCCUCGCACAGUGAGCAACCCCCCCUGUCAGGACGUGGUGCUCCAAGGCGAGGACGUCGACCUCUUCAAGUUCCCCAUCCUCCAGUGCUGGCCCAUGGACGGUGGUCGCUACAUCACACUGCCGCUGGUAAUCACCCGAGACCCAGAGACGGGAAUACAGAACUACGGCAUCUACCGGAUGCAGGUCUACGAUCGGCGCACUACCGGCAUGCACUGGCAGACCCACAAGGUAGGCGCCCACCACGAGCGCAUUGGACGGCAACUCGGUUUGGAUCGCCUGGACGUUGCUGUGGCGCUGGGCGGCGACCCCGCUACCAUCUGGUCGGGGUCUGCCCCAAUGCCUCCCGACGUUGACGAGAUGAUGGUGGCAGGUUUCCUUCGGGGGGAAGGAGUUGCGCUGGCCAAGGCCCUUACAAGCGACCUGAUGGUACCGGCGGAGGCGGAAAUCGUGCUGGAGGGCUAUGUUCUCCUUAACGAACAACGGCUGGAAGGGCCGUUCGGCGACCACACCGGCUACUAUUCCAUGCCCGAUCCCUACCCCGUUUUUCACGUCACAUGCAUCACCCACCGGAACCGGCCCAUCUAUCCUGCUGCCAUCGUAGGCCGGCCACCCACGGAGGAUUACUGGAUGGGCAAGGUAACCGAGAGGAUGUUCCUGCCGGUUAUCAAAACACUCAUGCCCGAAGUGGUGGAUAUGAACAUGCCCGCCGAAGGGAUAUUCCACAACCUGGUCAUUGUUUCGGUGAAAAAGGAAUACCCCGGCCAGGCACGCAAGGUGAUGCACGGUCUCUGGGGGAUGGGCCUGAUGAGCCUGGUGAAGGGCAUCAUUGUCGUUGAUCAUUUUGUGGAUGUGAAAAACAUUUCUGAAGUAGCCUGGCGGGUAACCAGCAACAUGGACCCGGCGCAGGACUUCGUCUUCACCACCGGCCCCAUCGACGAUCUGGACGUCGCUUCUCCCACACCCAAAUUCGGCAGCAAGGUUGGCAUUGACGCAACCAUAAAGAUGCCGCAGGAGGGUGGGCGCACCGGUGAGUGGCCUCCCGAUGUGGUAAUGAGCCCUGAGGUGAAAGACCUCGUUGAUCACAAGUGGGCCAGCUACGGUAUCUCUUGA
Geodia barretti is the source of this 1464-nucleotide messenger RNA. NCBI's taxonomy places the organism in Eukaryota, Metazoa, Porifera, Demospongiae, Tetractinellida, Geodiidae. The record is from the annotation of a GenBank genome assembly.